This is a messenger RNA of Hydractinia symbiolongicarpus, 1117 nucleotides long. RefSeq lists its product as uncharacterized. NCBI's taxonomy places the organism in Eukaryota, Metazoa, Cnidaria, Hydrozoa, Anthoathecata, Hydractiniidae. The record is from RefSeq and is a predicted model, not a curated record. Gene Ontology annotation, cellular component: membrane; voltage-gated potassium channel complex. Gene Ontology annotation, molecular function: delayed rectifier potassium channel activity; ligand-gated monoatomic ion channel activity. Gene Ontology annotation, biological process: potassium ion transmembrane transport. The transcript has a single exon. Bases 18 to 1043 code for a protein of 341 amino acids.
GCUUGGUAGAUGUUAAUAUGUUUCGAUCAAAACAAUUGGCUGUUGUUAUGAGUAGAGACGCGAUAUACUUAACUGUAAAAAUUACACAGGGACUUUAUAAAUGUACCGAUGUCUUUAUAAUGUCAACGUUGUUCGCAGUUAUAUUUGGAAUGUUGAUUUGGUUAAUCGAGCAAUUUCACAAUCCUGAUUUUAAUAAAUCUCUUUUAAAAGGGUCGGGAAAUGCGUUGUGGUUUGCUUUUGUUACUAUGACAACAGUAGGUUAUGGGGAUAUGGUUCCGCGUUCGGUUGUCGGCCGAUCGCUUUGUGUCGUGUGGAUGUUGCUUGGAGUAAUUAUAUCCGCUGUCAUAACAGCUACCGUGACCGACAGUAUAUCAGGGACAUCCACCUUGGACAUUUAUGGCAAGAAGGUAGCAGUUCUGGCACAUUCCGCGGAAGAAAAGAUCGCAGUGGAAGAAUACCAAGCAUCUAACAUGUCUUGUAAGUCAUACGAUGAAGUUCUUCAACGUGUGCGAGAACAAAAAGCGCACGCUGCUUUGUUAAAUGCCGAUGUGGCAGCUUGGUUGCAAAAGGACUUAAGCGAAGGUGACUCACCUCUGCAUAUUGUGUAUUUGAUCGAAAAGGAAGUAACAGUGGAUCUUCUGUUGGAUAAAUACAACGAACCUCAAUGGUUGCUUGAUUGUAUUUCGGUUCCACUAGUGCGGGAAGAUUUGUUUGUUCGACCAGUGCUGAAGUAUCGCCGCCAUUGCAAAGUGGAAUCUGUUUUUGUUUCUUCAUUGGGCGAUGUGUGGACCCAUAGUAGGCAUAUUAUCUUCCUAGCGAUUGUGGCAGCUUGUAUAGUUUGUGUCAGCUUCUUGUUUGCAGUUUUACGACAGGUCUGCUUUAGAGAGAAAGAUCGGUACAUCGUGGACAAUGACACUGUGAGUAGUGACAACAUCGUGAUGAAGGACACAAUGUCAAUGCUGACGCACGAGCUUUGUGCGUUACGUAACGAUAUAUCUACGUUGAAGAAUGACGUGGGAAUAAUCAAGGAACGGUUUGCCUAGUAAAAAUAUGUCACGCUGCAGCUGCUUUGUAAACAAACUGUAUUACAUAACGAAAAAAAUCGCCUAAAAUCAAA